AUGCCCUUUUUCCAGACGUUGUUUUACAACGAUCUCGCGAGUUAUGGAGAGCUUCCUCAGCGUGCUUACGCUUCUGGGCCUCUCGAUUUUCUUCUUCGCCACCUGGGGGUCGUCCUCUUCAGCGGCGCCCCAGUAGAAACGUACUUCAAUCGCCACGCAAACUUCAAAAUGCUGCCGAGGGCCGUGAUGGCGCUGAUAGGCAGCUGCACUGGCGAGGACUGGCACAUGAUUCUUCAGCAGCUGCGGAUGCACUACACCGCGACAGACCAGAAACUGCUCCGCGUGACAGUUGUGGUCUUCUGCAUUUCCUUCAUCGUCCUCGUUUUUUUCAUCCUCAUGGAUCUCUUCACCACCGCUGUCCUCGACGAAUACAUGGACACAGUGAAGGACGAGAACUUGUGGAAUAUUUCGUGUCAGAAACGCGUCUUGAUUGAACGCUGGAACCCCAAGAACGAGCUCAGCACGAACUACAAAAGCCUCACUGACAUGAUCGCCCUCCUGAGGACGAUCGACCAGCCAAUGGGCAUAAAGCACCGUUUUCACCCCGAUGAGAAACGGCAGAAAGUGCUCAAGUACAUCGCCAAAUACGGCCUUCCAGUCUACGCUGGGGCGCGAGUCCAUCUUCGGGACGUGGUUCUCAACUGCGCCAAGCGAGCGUGCGAAUUCCACGCCAUGAGUCACGGCGUCAUGGACAUGCAGGACGGCCAGGUCGAGCUGAAUCCGCGCCUCAUCAGCAGUUGGAUGGGGAAGUUUCCCGAGCUUGCCCACGUGGAGACCAGGUACGACCUUCGCCACCACUUGGCCGCGGAGACGCUCCAGAGCUGGUUCCGAAGACAGCGCAUGCGACUCCACGGAAAGCUCGCGAACCCAGAGUGGUGCGCCGCUCGGUUUGUGUCUUUCGCGAUGGAGAGUCGAACGGCCCACCUCCGCCGGCCGAGCGGCCGCGCAGGGCACCGCGCAAGCCAGAUCGAUCGUAGAUACAGUGGGGUCGCGAGGCGGCGCAGUUGGCGGCGGUCUCGAGUGGACUCUGCAGCUGGAAGCUCGCAGCUCUCUGCGACAGCGUCUGGCGGCAGCUCGGAAGCCCUGCCGCAGCCAGAGAGACUUCAUCUUAGGGGGGCAGGCGGGUCAGACCAGGUCAGAAUGAGCUUGCCAGAGUCCAUUUCGACGCGUGGAAGCGUUCCCGGGUCGAGCUCCAACAGCCGCCGGGGAAGCAUCAUGACAGGCACCGACGUUGACCUCGCGCCCCGCGUCCUCUUCGAGUCCUGCAUGCUGGUACCUGAGGGCACGACCACAAAGGAAACCAGCUCGAGAGAACGUCUCAGCGCACGCUCUGCCAGUCGAAGCGAUAGUCUGCCGCAAGUUGCGUCAGUGGAGAACUCCCCUAGUGACGGCCCCCUCACAUCAUGCAUCACUACCCACCUUUCACAGACGGAAGAUCCCUGA
Messenger RNA from Besnoitia besnoiti, 1443 nucleotides. RefSeq names its product transporter, cation channel family protein. Gene Ontology annotation, molecular function: high voltage-gated calcium channel activity. NCBI's taxonomy places the organism in Eukaryota, Apicomplexa, Conoidasida, Eucoccidiorida, Sarcocystidae. Gene Ontology annotation, biological process: calcium ion import across plasma membrane. Gene Ontology annotation, cellular component: voltage-gated calcium channel complex; membrane. Bases 1 to 1443 code for a protein of 480 amino acids. The record is from RefSeq and is a predicted model, not a curated record. The transcript has a single exon.